AAACUUCAUGACGGUCUCCUAUGUGGUCCAGAGCAAUCUAACGAGUGCGGCAAACAAAGCGAUUGAUAAUUUAUAUCAUGCACUUCUGAGAUCAAAUUAUAGAUUGAAUAAUGCCGAGCGGAGUGGGAACGAGCCAACUGGUGAGAGAUUUAUACAAGAACGAGCCUACUCAAAUCUUCGAGCAAGCGAGAAUGUUGAUCCCCGAGAUCUCAUACGCCCAUUUCUCACCACUUGAUGCCUUCCUCGAGUCCCGGUCAGCACAGCAAUGCAAUGUAGUUAUGUACCUGUCGAACGUUUAGACAGCCGGCACAGCGCACGUAGGAGACGGUUAUUGUGCAAAUGCAUCGUUUGCAAUAAACCCGAUCACACCUAUCCCGCGGCGCAAUUUAUACGAAGAAAAAAGACACAGUCGUAUGACCUCUGAAAACAAAUAUACACGCACUUGGAGGAAUCCAGGGUACAGUAAACUAUGUCUAAGAGUCUAUGCAUUACUUGAUCAAGAGAAUGU
Molecule: messenger RNA, 508 nt
Organism: Plasmopara halstedii
Lineage: Eukaryota; Oomycota; Peronosporomycetes; Peronosporales; Peronosporaceae
Exons: 1
Coding region: 111-299 (62 amino acids)
Source: RefSeq, a predicted model, not a curated record